GUCUGUUUCGGUGUCAUGCCAUCCCCCAUCGCGCAGCCAAGUAAGGUGCGCGCCAGCCUCGCGAUAGUCUCGCGUACAAGAAUCACAGAGCUUCGCUCGCGAACUGGAUGCUGACAGGCGCGCGGUGCGGUCAUCAUGCAAAGGUUACAUUGGAUCCGUUUCUGCGUAUGUCCUAAGAAGCCUCUCCUCCGCAGGACCCACAGGGGAAACAAAAUGCGAGACGUCUAGCAACACAAAAACGCUCUAACUCACGUUUACUCGCCUGUUUGACUACAGCAGGUGUCAAACGAUGGACGCAAGUUUGGGAUUUCCGCGAACGGCAGUGUGUACGCUGGCUCCUCUCGGCGGUAAAGUGGCUUCAUGAGUGUCCAAAGUAACAGUGGAAGUGGUGGUGGAAGUUUGGAGGCGACGCCAUCUUGGUCGCAGCUCUCCUCGUCCCCAACGAUUUCUCAACAACAUAUAACGGCGACCGCCAAGAGCAAGGAAGGCCCCAUGGAGGAGCUGCACAGCCUGGACCCCAGGAGACAGGAGCUGCUGGAGGCCAGGUUCACAGGAGCUGUCACUGGCAACACAGUAGGCAGCACUGGGAGCACCAGUGGAGGUGCUAAGGGUCUGGCCAAUGAGUCCUCUAAUCACAGCUAUGGCAGUCUGGGCUCAUCUAGCGACAAGGAGUCAGAGAACUCUGAUUUGAAAAGAGGGAGCUCCCCUGCCUACUCAACCCCAGAGAAGAAGCAUUCUGAAUCGUCUAGAGGGAGGAAAAGGAAAGCUGACACAUAUUCAGAGAGUAGUCAAGGGAAGACCUCUACACGCGGACCCAAGAUCAGUGACUACUUUGACUUCCAGGGUGGAAAUGGUUCCAGUCCAGUCAGAGGCCUCCCAUCAGCUCGCCGCUCUCCACAGAACUCGCACUCCGCCCCAGGCUCAAUCGUGCGACAGAAUAGCUCCUCACCUACGAGUUUGUGCUUUGGGGAACACAAUCCCAAAGCCUCUUCCAGCAAGUGUGUCCAGACGGAGUUAACAGGCCUGAAACUUGCUGCUCUGGAGAGCAACAAGAGUCUGGACCUUGAGAAAAAGGAGGGGCGAAUAGAUGAUCUGCUCAGGGCUAACUGUGACCUGCGAAGACAGAUAGAUGAACAACAAAAACUCCUGGAGAAAUACAAGGAGAGGCUCAAUAAGUGCAUCACCAUGAGCAAGAAACUGCUCAUAGAGAAGCUCUGCUUUGGUCCACAACCCCUGAGGGAAAAAUUCUGUCCCUGGAGCACCCAGGAGAAGCAGUCGUGCCGCGAGAAGAGCAUGCAGGACCGUCUCCGUCUCGGUCACUUCACUACUGUCAGACACGGGGCGUCCUACACAGAGCAGUGGACUGACGGAUACGCAUUCCAGAACCUGAUUAAGCAGCAGGAGGGAAUCAACCAGCAGAGAGAGGACAUAGAGCGACAGAGGAAGCUGCUAGCUAAAAGGAAGCCUCCAAACCCUGCAUCUCCUUCCCUCUCAGUGGCCUCCACCUCUGAGCCCAAGCAGCGCAAAACCAAGGUGGUCAAUGGCAACGACUCCGACCCCUUCCUCAAGCCCUCCUUGCCCCAGCUGCUGACCCUCGCUGAGUACCAUGAGCAGGAAGAGAUCUUCAAGCUUCGUCUUGGACAUCUGAAGAAGGAGGAAGCGGAGAUCCAAGCAGAGCUGGAGCGGUUGGAGCGUGUGAGGAAUCUUCAUAUCAGAGAGCUGAAGAGGAUAAACAAUGAGGACAGCUCGGCAUUUAAAGACCAUCCUACUCUGAAUGAGAGGUACCUGCUGCUGCACUUGCUGGGCAGGGGCGGCUUCAGUGAAGUCUAUAAGGCUUUUGACCUGUUUGAGCAGCGCUACGCAGCUGUUAAAAUCCACCAGCUCAACAAGAACUGGAGAGAGGAGAAAAAGGAGAAUUACCACAAACAUGCAUGCAGGGAGUACCGGAUACACAAGCAGCUGGACCAUCCCAGAAUAGUCAAACUGUAUGACUAUUUCUCCCUGGAUACUGACACGUUCUGUACUGUCCUGGAGUUCUGUGAAGGCAAUGACCUGGACUUCUACCUGAAGCAAAACAAGCUGAUGUCAGAGAAGGAGGCACGCUCCAUUGUCAUGCAGAUCGUCAGCGCCCUGCGGUACCUCAACGAGAUCAAACCCCCCAUCAUUCACUACGACCUCAAACCUGGUAACAUUUUAUUGGUGGAUGGUACCGCAUGUGGAGAAAUCAAAAUCACAGACUUUGGUCUGUCUAAGAUUAUGGAUGAUGACAACUACGGAGUGGACGGGAUGGACCUCACAUCACAGGGAGCAGGCACCUACUGGUACCUUCCUCCAGAGUGUUUCGUGGUGGGGAAGGAGCCACCGAAAAUUUCCAACAAGGUGGAUGUCUGGUCUGUGGGAGUGAUCUUUUUCCAGUGCCUCUACGGACGCAAGCCCUUUGGUCACAACCAGUCACAGCAGGAUAUUCUACAGGAAAACACCAUCCUCAAAGCCACAGAGGUCCAGUUCCCUGCUAAACCGCAGGCAAGCACAGAGGCCAAGGCAUUUAUCCGACGCUGUCUGGCCUACCGCAAGGAGGACCGGUUCGAUGUUCACCAACUGUGCUCGGACUCCUACCUCCUCCCUCACAUGAGACGUUCAAACUCCUCCGGCUCCCUGCAGCCCUCCGCCUCAUCUCUCCCUACCUACUGACUGGCUCUCUCACAUGUCUGACGGGCCUCUCUCCUCAAACCAGGACUGUUCUAAUUGGAGGAUAAUGGAUGUGGAUUUUUUUUUCUUUUCUUUUCAACUUGAGCUGUUCCCAAAUGGAUACAUUAGCAACAGAACAGAAUUAAAUUGCAAAAGAUGAAAUGGAAAAGGGUGAAGAAGUGAAAGGGGGAUAUACUCCCUUUGUUGUACAGAGUUGUGCCCUUGAACUCAACUGUGUGAGAUAUGGGGAAGAACAAAACAGGAAAAGAUACAAGAUAACAGAAGGGAUAUGGAAAGAGAGUGUGAAAGCUGUUUGUAGCAAGAAAUGAAAAUGAUGAAGCAAGUGGCUUUCUUUAUGGACUUUAUUAAAUAACCCCUUAAGGAGACAUUUCAACAGCUGUAGUGGCUUCUGGGUGCCCUGUCCAAGCCCACCUCUCUUAGCUCAACACCAUAAUACAGAUCACAAGAUGGCUUAGAAUUUCUUCAACAUAAAGCUGCUGUUAGAGACGUUCUAUUCAUAUCUGAAGGUGGCAUUGACCUGCGGGGAACAGAAGAAGAGGGUGAACUGGUGUGCACUGCAGAGAAGGUCCGAGUGUCUGCUGUAGGUCAAGUAUGGACCACCUGUUCAAGUCAGCUCUGCAGGCCAUUUUCACGAGGCUCAAAGUGAUGGUUGCAUCUCAUUGAAUUCACCCUUGCAGUCCCUCUGCUCAUGACAGGGUUCACUAAAAAGUGAUGUUGGAACUUUGUGAGGGGACUUGAAAAAACAAAAAAAAUGUCCCAGUUGAAAUCUCUGGGGUCAGUUUGCACUUCUGGUCCAGAUCGUGGUGAUCUGGUCUCACAAAUUGGGCAUGAAGUACUGCAGCGUGGGCUAGUUCCAGACUUUUCAAUAGCCACGUCUUCGAUUCUCCUUUUUGUUUUGUUGCAAAGCAAUUCAGAUCUACUGUUGGGUUUACAGGAAGUGGAUUUCUGAAUCUGUCUUAAUCCAUUGUUCAGAUAAAAUAUUCAAAUAGAUGAGUAUUACAGUACCACAUUUUCAUAAACAUCCUCAUCAAAGAUGUCUGAAGAGAGUUGGACUGAACUGGGGGGAUUGGAUCUGCUGUUACUGUACUGCAAAGACUCGGGACACAGUUUAGUGUACAUUUCAUGUGCAGGAGACAUUACUCACUAGCAAAUACAUUAUGAUGAUGCUUAUCCUUGCUUCCCAGUGUCUCACUUUGGUCUGUUUAUUUGUGUUUCCUCCUGAAAGCUCUUCUCAGUUUGCUGCUAUAAAUGUUGCUUUUAGUUUCUAACAUGUGAAUGGUUUCUGCCUGGCAUAUGUGCAUACUUGAACUUCGUUAAGAAGAACACUCUCCAGAGCCCCCCUUACUGAAACAGACACCUGCUGUGCUGUCCACAUGGGCCUUUGUUUACUUCCAUGUACACGUCCAACAGAGGACAUGUGGAGCAAAGUUCCACUAGGCUGUGCGCAGACGAGUGGUCACACCUGUUCAUGCCAGUGGAAGUGGGCACAAUCCAGGUUGGCUGAGCUGCAGAAUGAUUUACUGCAACUAGAAAUCAAAUGGAUAUAUCCUAAUGUUGUCGUCCUGUAAAUAAAGCACUUACCUUUAAGUUGUGGUGAUAUCUUAAACCCUCUUAAAUGAAGGCAACCUGGACUCUGCCCAAAGCACAACCAGUGGCAACAAAGAGAAAUCCUCCUGGGUGACAAGUUAGAUAAAAGACAAGUGGGAGCAUUUAACAGCAAGUUGUGGGUGUCUCAUCUUCUCUCCUGCUUUAUAGAUAAGUCUUAAUUGAUAUUCUGUGUGCAACCGUUUAGAUGAACAAAAAAACAAACCCCAGAUGUAGUUUCAGUAACAUGACAGACAAAUUAAACUGCAGGAAGUACCUACUUUCAGCUUGCUGCUCCCCAAUGAAUGCAAGUGAUGAAGUGCAGUGACACGUAAAGUUUGUGUCCAGGUUGAUGAAUUGUAAUUUGAUCCACUGGGGUGCAGUAAGACAUAAAACAUAUACCCUCCUGUCUAGUUUUUUUUUUCUCUCUCUCUUCUCCCUGACAAAACAGUAGAAAAUGGGUGCUAGCUUCAAGUGUAUACACCACAUGAUUAACAACAACCGUGUGUAGACAGAUCUGAGUACAGCCAUUAGUAAGCUACGUGUUGAAUCACAUUAGCUGUGGGGGUGCAGCGCUAGGCUGUGUCAUUCAUAUGCAAUAAAGAUUGCCUUAA
This is a messenger RNA of Scatophagus argus, 4907 nucleotides long. RefSeq names its product serine/threonine-protein kinase tousled-like 1-B. Lineage: Eukaryota; Metazoa; Chordata; Actinopteri; Scatophagidae. Gene Ontology annotation, cellular component: nucleus. The record is from RefSeq and is a predicted model, not a curated record. Gene Ontology annotation, biological process: peptidyl-serine phosphorylation; intracellular signal transduction; chromosome segregation. Bases 361 to 2691 code for a protein of 776 amino acids. Gene Ontology annotation, molecular function: protein serine/threonine kinase activity; ATP binding. The transcript is spliced from 23 exons.